AUGCCGUUCUUUCCAGAAGUUUCAAUUUUCUCUCGAUCAAAGCAAGAAUGGAGUCAACUUUUGUAUGAUGAUAGGGAAAUGUGUUCCAAACCAGGACCUCUCGGAUACAGUAUCAGCUUAACAACCGCACAUAUGAUUGCUGCACCUAUUUAUGCUGUUGCAUUUUAUACUUUGUAUUCUGAAAAGUCGUCAAAUUUUAAAAUGUAUAAAAGGUAUUUGGCUACACAUGCUGUCAGCAAUGUGAUAUUUGAAUUUCACCUGUCUGUAGUCAUGAAGCCAGUUCUAUAUCUUCCAUAUCCAGUGAUCAGGUUUACUGGCAUUUAUAAUUUGAAAUAUGUGAAUGGAGGAUUCACUUUAUUUGUAUUCCUUCUCAUUAUUGUUGUUACAUGUUGGUCAAUUGUGGAAUUAUUUCAUUAUCGAUUCAAAUUGAUUGUGGAUAGUAGUUUAAGUUCAGAAGGGGUCAAAAGAGCAUCAAAAUUAGCAGCUGUCAAUUGGUGGAUUCUGAUAUUUGGGACGAUAGCUACAGUGUCUUCAUUGGCUUUGAGUGUAGUUGGGCUAUUCGAUCAGACAAGUCAUAAAAUAAAAUUUCCGAUUCUGGAUGUGUACCCAGAAAUUCUCUGUAUGUCCGCACUCACUCUCCCAAAGACAUCAGAAACUGGUCUCAAACCAAUUCAUCUUUUUAAUGGUUCUGCAUUAUUUUCUGUAAUUAUUGGAUCAUUUUUAUGUAGUUUUAUGGGUGGGACCUCUUUAUUUGCACUUCGAGAAAUGGUUAUGCAAACUAGAGCUUCAUUAAGAACCAUUGCGAUGCAUAAAUCUUUUCUGAUCAGUCUGUUUUGCCAAAUUAGUGUUCAUGGAAUAAUGUUGGGUUUCCCUAUCUUCAUUUAUGCAAUAUCUGUGAUUUUUAAUGUUGAUGGAAAUGGAUUCGGUUAUGUGGCACUUGUAAUUGCAUCUCUCCAUGGCACUAUGAGUACACUUGCGAUGAUUUUUCUCAAUAGACCGUUAUAUGAAGUAUUCCUAACAAAAAUUUGGAGAAUUUGCUCUGCAAACAAUGUUUUUCUACGGGACCAAUCUUCAUUUAUUUCAAUGGGUGCCGCUUCUCGCUCUCGAUUCUAA
This is a messenger RNA of Caenorhabditis briggsae, 1113 nucleotides long. The transcript is spliced from 4 exons. NCBI's taxonomy places the organism in Eukaryota, Metazoa, Nematoda, Chromadorea, Rhabditida, Rhabditidae. The coding region runs from base 1 to 1113 and encodes 370 amino acids. The record is from RefSeq and is a predicted model, not a curated record.